AUGUACAAAUGGUGCAGCGUGGGGAGCAGCAGUGUCGUUCCUCGGCGGGGCCUUGCGGUGUGGACUCGGCGUCCAGUCGCAGCGGGCUCCAGGACAGUGGGUUCGGCAGCGACAGCGCCAGGAUCCGUAUCAUCCAGAUGGAGCAGCAGAGCGGAGGCUCCCAACACCGACGCUCGACCCUCCAGGAAGUCCACCGUCAUCAAGAACCUCUCCUUCGUCCCCUUCGACGUCUUCCUGACCGCCAGUAAACUCUCUGUCAUGACCUACGCCUGCUCCACUCUAUCCAAGACCCCCCCCGCCUCGCCAGAGAAGAAGGUUGGAGACGGGACGACAGGGAAGAGUGCCCUGAACCAGCCAGACACCAUCCCAGCCUCCUCCUCCUCCCCAGGCCCUCCUACCCUGGUCCCUCUGUCAGGCCUGACAGCAGAGGACCUCCUAAACAGUAACAACGUUCCCCAGGAGCCCCGAGGUUCACUCCUCUCCCUGGACUCCCUGCCCGCCCCCAGCCGCUACUCGGCCCGCCAGGCCCUGGGGGUCACCAUCGUGAGGCAGCCUGGGAGGAGAGGGGCUGGAGACCGGGUCCUGGAGCCCCUACUGUACCUCCAGGUGGUCCAGCCGUCGGCCCUGCUCAGCUGCCACCACCGUAAGCAGAGGCUGGACGUGUCUGUGUUCGAUGUGUCUCUGAGGGGAGUCUCCUCUGACUAUAAGUGUCUGGAUCCAGGAAAGUCUCUCCCAGAGGUAUUAGACUACAGUGUGUUGUGGGUCCAGACUGUAUCAGGAGAGUCUGACAGUCAGACAGGUGUCCCCCCUCCUCUGGCCUGUCUGCAGAUCAGAGACUUCCUCAGUGGACCAGCGGAGCUGAAUGUGGAGCUGUCCCGGCCCCUGAAGGUGAACCCUACGCUGGUGAAACUGGAGCAGACCAAGGCCUACCUGAGGAGGGUUCUACCUCAUCACUACUGGGAGGCUCCCAAACCCCCCUCCACCCCUCAUUCCUCCCCCAGUAGGACCUCGUCCUCCUCUCCCCCUCGUCCCGACCCCUCCCACCUCAGCUCCCUAAGAGCCCUGGCACCCUUCCACAAGGUGUCCCUCCGCACCGCCCAGAUCGUGGUUGUCAUGGAGACCGAGUCGCACCCUGCCCGGCCCAGCCUGUCCUGGUCGGUGGCGGCUAUGAAGAGUACCAUGGACAUGAAGACUGGGCCCAAGCUAGACGACCCGGUCCAGUCAGUCUCAGUGCUGUUGGAGCUGCAGGAUAUCGUGUUGAGGACGGGUCUGAAGGAUCGGAGCCGUCUGCUGCUGGGGCCUUUCUCCUGUAGCGCCGCCCUAGAGGCCAGGUGGUGUAGGCACAGCAGCAGUCCUGAACCUGAGACUGGGACCCCUAAACUACUGCUGGACCUGAAGGGAGGCCUACUGCAG
This is a messenger RNA of Oncorhynchus masou masou (cherry salmon), 1413 nucleotides long. RefSeq names its product intermembrane lipid transfer protein VPS13B-like. Lineage: Eukaryota; Metazoa; Chordata; Actinopteri; Salmoniformes; Salmonidae. The annotation marks the transcript as partial. The record is from RefSeq and is a predicted model, not a curated record. The transcript is spliced from 5 exons.